UUUGCGCACCGGGAUGCGCGAGCAGCCUGACCAUGGCUCUCUGUCGGAUUUACUCAUCCCUUUUUCUUUUUGUUCUUUACACUUUACUAGACUGUGAAGCACUGAGAAACUAUCCGGAUAAUGAAGUUACCCUUCUGGACUCCAUGUCAGCUCCAGGAGAUCUAGGCUGGGAGGCCUACCCAUCAGAAGGGUGGGAGGAGAUCAGUGUGAUGGAUGAGCGUAACAUUCCCAUGCGCACAUACCAGGUGUGCAAUGUGAUGGAGGCCAAUCAGAACAACUGGUUGCGGACAGGACUGAUCCCACGUGCUGGUGCACGCCGCGUUUAUGUUGAACUCAAAUUCACACUGCGUGACUGCAACAGCCUGCCUGGUGUACCCGGAACCUGCAAGGAGACUUUCAAUGUCUACUACCAUGAAUCGGAUGGCGCAGUGCCACCCCCACCAUUACGGCAUGCUCGUGAGAGCCAGUAUGUCAAAAUCGAUACGAUCGCAGCAGACGAGAGCUUCACUCAGAGCGAUGUAGGGGAGCGUGUCAUGAAGCUCAACACAGAGGUGCGCCACAUCGGGGGACUCAGCAAACGAGGCCUCUACUUAGCAUUCCAGGACCUGGGUGCCUGCAUCGCCCUGGUAUCAGUUCGGGUGUUCUAUAAGCGAUGCCCGCUGGCCGUGACGAACCUGGCACUUUUCUCUGACACGGUGACAGGUGGAGACCAGGCGCUGGUGGAGGUGCGAGGGUCUUGUGUGGAGUAUGCUGAAGAGCUGGAGGCACCACGGAUGUUCUGCAGUGCAGAUGGAGGCUGGCUUGUGCCGAUUGGACGCUGCGUGUGCAGGCCUGGCUUUGAGGAGAUCGAUGGCCAAUGUCAGCCCUGUAGGCCUGGUUUUUACAAAGCCUCAGCCAUGGAUGCCUACUGCAUGAAGUGUCCACCACAUAGCUACACUCAUCAGGACAAGGCCUCCGAAUGCAUAUGUGAAAGGGGCUACUACAGAGCCGAAACUGACCCUCGCUCCAUGGCCUGCACAAGGCCUCCGUCAGCACCAGGCAACCCCAUUUCCACAGUGAACGAGACAGCAGUGACUCUGGAGUGGAGCCCACCGCGGGACACCGGGGGCAGAGGGGAUGUAACUUACAGUGUUCAUUGCAGGAAGUGCUCAGGCUCUGUUGGUGAGAUGGUUGAGAAGUGCGUGCCCUGCGGCAGCAGUGCUCACUUCAGCCCACGCCAGUUUGGCUUGGCUCACCCCAGAGUUCAGGUCAGCGAGCUCCAGCCUCGAACCAACUACACGUUCAGCAUCGAGGCAGUGAAUGGAGUCUCAGAUCUCAGCCCAAACCCUCGACACCUCGUGAACAUCAACAUCACCACUAGCCAGACAGUGAGUGUGAUUGUUAAAGAGAGGAGGAGCCGGGACAGCAUCACCCUGGCCUGGCAGGGUCCAGAAACGUCCGAUGGUGCUGUGGUGGAGUAUGAAGUCACCUAUUAUGAGAAGAAUCAGCGAGACCAGAACUACACUGUGCUGAAGACCAAAUCCAACAUCAUGACAGUGGAGGGCCUGAAGCCAGGGACCACUUAUGUGUUCAGGGUUCGUGCUCACACUGACGGAGGCUACGGCAACUAUGGAGGAGAGAUUGAGCUGGAGACAAGGCAUGAAGAUAUGUUGGCAGUGGGAGAUCCAAACCAGAAGACCAUCUUGGCUGUGUCUAUUGCUGCCGGUGUUGUACUCCUCAUCCUUCUUGUGGCCUGCUUUGUGGUCAGUGGCAGGCACUGUGGCUACAUCAAAGCAAAACAGGACCCUGAGGAGGAGAAAAUGCAGUUCCAGCAUAGCCGCGUCCCACUUCCUGGAAGCAGAACUUACAUUCAUCCUCACACGUAUGAGGACCCGAAUCAGGCAGUACGCGACUUCGCCAAAGAAAUCGACGUCUCCAACAUCCGCAUAGAACGAGUGAUCGGAGCUGGUGAGUUUGGGGAGGUGUGCAGCGGUCGUUUGCGUCUACCCAGCAAAAGGGAGAUCCACGUGGCCAUCAAGAGCCUGAAAGCAGGCUACACAGAGCAACAAAGGCGGGAUUUCCUCAGUGAGGCAAGCAUCAUGGGCCAGUUCGACCACCCCAAUAUCAUCAGACUGGAAGGGGUCGUGACCCGAUGUAAGCCUGUGAUGAUAAUAACAGAAUACAUGGAAAACGGAUCACUGGACACAUUUCUGAAGAAACAUGAUGGACAGUUUACAGUGAUUCAGCUUUUGGGCAUGAUGCGAGGGAUUGCUGCUGGGAUGCAGUAUCUCUCUGAGAUGAACUACGUACACCGAGACCUUGCAGCAAGAAACAUUCUGGUAAACGGAAAUCUGGUGUGUAAAGUAUCAGACUUUGGACUGUCCCGUGUGCUGGAGGACGACCCUGAUGCAGUGUACACCACCAGGGGGGGAAAGAUUCCUAUCCGGUGGACAGCUCCAGAGGCCAUUGCCUACAGGAAGUUCACUUCAGCUAGCGAUGUGUGGAGUUAUGGUAUCACCAUGUGGGAAGUCAUAUCUUAUGGGGAACGGCCAUACUGGGAGAUGUCCAAUCAGGAUGUGAUAAAGGCUGUAGAUGAGGGCUACAGGCUGCCUGCACCAAUGGACUGCCCUGUGGUGUUGCACCAGCUCAUGUUGGACUGCUGGGAAAAGAACCGUAGCGACAGGCCUAAGUUUGGACAGAUUGUCAUCAAUCUGGACCGGUUGAUCCGCAACCCUAGCAGCCUGAAACAGCUGGCCAACAGCACUGUCUGGGAGGACCCAGUAACUCCAGAGCCUGCAUUUAGCACCGUUGCUGACUGGCUGGACUCCAUUAAGAUGAGUCAGUACAAAGAACAUUUCUCCAGUGGUGGCUACGUCAGUCUCGACUCAGUCCUGUAUGUCAGUGUCAGUGAACUCGGGAAGAUGGGAGUUGUGUUGGCAGGCCAUCAGAAGAAAAUCCUUUCAAGCAUUCAGUGCCUGCAUGUACAGCAGCAGCAGCAACCUCAGCAGCAGGGAACCCACGUGCAGGUAUAAAAAUCCAGUUAAGCCCCACCUCCUCACUCCUAGCUCCAUCUUCAGACAGAUGUGUCUUUCCUGUCCACCACUCCAGCAAGCCACUCCACUAUCAGCACUGAGUUCACCAACACACAUCGGCCUGCCUUUUUUGAUUGGUGGCUAGGGUCAGUGGGGGACAUCCAGACAUCUGGGCAGUGUUCAAGACAGAGCCAGUGUGGAAGUGAGGAAAUUGCUCUGUGAAUUUAAGGAAGCACUGGGAAACCUCAGUGCAGAAUACCUUUACUCUGACCUUCAAUGGGAAGAAGAGAGGACCAUGUGUUGUAAAAAAAAAAUAAUAAUAAUAAUAAAAAAAAAACCCUUCUGUUUUGUAGUAACGUGGUGGUCUGUUGACUUGAUGCUUUUAGUGUUGAUGUAGGUGGUGUUUGUGUACCACAUGAGGAUGGACUUCCGCUAUAAGGCCAUCUGUGAACUUAUUUAUGGUAGAGUAAUAGUAUUUUCCAACAGGUGACAAAUACCUUGAAGCACUGACCACACACAUUCAGACUGGGAAUGGAUGCCUUGUUACUCCCUAUGCCAUGCAAACUGUUGUCAUGUGAGUGGAGUGCAGGGAGGCUCCUAUUUAAUGGACCUGGCACAGGCCAAAGACAGAGGAGAGACAGAACCAAAAGGAUACUUCAAACCCUAAGGAUGUGACCAGUGAGGAAAUGUAUUUCACCUGUCUUAAGAGAUUUUCUUCUUUUCUUUUUUUCUUUUUUCUGGAUUGACAUUAAGAGACAUUUCUUUCACUGACACUGAGUUGGAUGUGUCUUGCUAUUUCAUGUAACGUGAACAUCAUAUUAACAAGAAGUGCUGCGUGUUCCCCUACUCCCUCUUUGGAGUAUCAUCAUGCAGUACUUUAGCCGCUGAAGCACAGAAAUAUUUGUUGUUAACAAAAUGUUUUUUUUUUUAGUCUCUAUGUCAUGUUUGUCAAAACAACAUGUACAUAAUACCAUGUACUUAUUAAAGAUAUACAUGUCUGUGAUCCAGGCACUUCAGAAUAGACGUGCUCCAAGCCGGGGUCUGGUACCACACUCAAAUUCCAGUUCUGGUAAAGUUGAAAGAAUGGGAAAAGGUUAAUUUGUACAGUAUUGUUUAAUGUGUGUUUGUACAGUCAUGACUUUGUGUCUCAAGUAUUUUGUUGGUCGUACAGUAAACUCAGACAAGGAGAUGCCUCAUUUUAAUGCUUUGAUGCUAGCUUUGGACAGAAAAGGAUUGUGCAGUGAAUGUAAUGGAUGUGUUAGCUUUAUUGCAGGUCUGGAAAGCUAAACAGGUUCUCAGGAUUUCUUUUUCUCAUGUACAUUUUUUCAAGAAGCUGCAUAUCGGAAAGAAAAACAUCAUCAUCUGUACACCCUCCAGAAUUAUUGGCAUUCUUCAAAAACGAUUGGGAUCCAUCAAAAUGAUAAUGAAAUAAAUAUCACACGCAAAUUUCUUUUUUAAUUAUCCACUCAAAUAGCAGUAAACAACGUAUCUUUGUUCUUUUUUUUCUUUUUUUUAAAUAAUAGUAUUUUCUCUAAAAUACAUGUGCCAAAAUUAUUGUAUUUAUUUAUAUUUUAAAUAAAUGCAAAUGAAUUGUUGUUUUUGGAAAACAUAUAUUUUUUCAGUUGUUCUCUUGCAAAGUUUCAGUCCCUAGAAACUUUGUUGUUACUGUCCAACCAUACCCCGUUUCCAUAGUUUUUAUAUAUAUGAGGAUAAAACUUGACCUAUCUAUGAGCACUUACCCCCCACACUGUGAAGCGGAUGAUGAAAGGAGGAAAAAAAGAUCACAGUUAUAGAAUUGGACACUUUCUUGUGGUUAUAAAAUUUAACCUGCUGAAAAUAACAGAUAAAUGCCACUUUCAUAACAGCAAGUGGGUUGGAAGCACUGCAAGAAAGAAGCCUUUCCUUAGAACCAAAAAAAAAAAAGACACCUGAACUUCACCAAGUGUCAUUAGAACUACAGCUGACAUGAUUAGAUCUUAUGGUCAUACACCAUAAGAAUUCUUAGUGAUAUAUAAUUACAGCACUUGAUAUCCAUUAUAAAAUACAGAGGUAGGUUUGUAAUGAUGGACUGGUGCUCCAAAGGGACUUCAUGACAUUCUGGAUUCUGUUAAAUUCCCAGCUAUUUUAGAACAAAUCCUGUUUACCUCUGCCAGCACCUUCAGACUUUGCUUGUUUUCAACAGGAUGAUGAGAACAGCAAAGAAAUGAUUCCAGAGACAUGAAAUCAAUAUUAUUCAACAACUAUUUCAGACUAUAAAUUUGACCCCUACAGAGAUUCUGUAGUCUGAAUGAAGAAUGAAGUCCAUGUGCACAAAGCUCAGAAGUUACAGGAGCUUAAAAUGUUCUUCAUGGAGGACAAGUGUCUCUAACCUUGUUAGACUACAUUAAGAGAUUUACUGCUGUUAUUCUCCUCUGAUCAGGCAUCAUAAGGUAUUACUUAUAAGGAUCCUGAUCAUUUUCUGGACACCUUAAAAGUGUUUACAAACAUAUUUUCAUGAAGGGUACCAAUAAUUCUGGAAGGUACUGUACAUUUUUUUUGCAUUUGUUCCUAAUGGUUCUUUUUACAUCAUUCAUUUUUUUCUUUCAGUACUAUGAAGAAUAAAUCUGUAUAGUAACUGCAGUUACAUGUACCAUGAAGCUGUUGGCAGUAAAUGUAAAAGUAAGAAGGCUUGUUGGAGAAACGCAGGCUGCAAAUUAAAGUUCUGGUUAGCUGGUUCCUCUGUAAAACUUUGGGAAAGCAUUUGUUUAGUGCAAGAAUUAAAAGGCAGGCAUUUCAUUUUUAUUUAUUCAUUUCCUUAAAGGCAGACAGAAUGCCUGUUUGCUUAUUGUGUUUGCUGUUCAGCAAUAUGCAUUGAAUAAAGACUUCAGUUUUAUUUCAUUUUAUUCCAUCCAAAUACCGGGCACGUCUGUGCCAUCACAUACCAAUAUAAUGUGAGCUUUCCUUAAUCGCCAAAUUACUGGAGCAUACAGUACGCUGCUAUUCAGAUUUGCUCCUCAAGCAGAAAAAGCAGCACUGUGUAGCUGUGUAAUUCAAUUGGGAGUUGCAAAGAAAAAAGUAUUAAAAAACAAUAAAGCUCUGGUCUUUUCAAAACACAAGAGGCUAAAUUGUGCAGAGUGGAUUUCAGACUGCUGCAAAUCCCAACGAUCAAAAGCGUUUCUUCAAUAAUUUAAUUUUAGAGCAAGGAGAACUUGUCAAAAUGCAAGCACAUACACACACACACACACACACACACACACCUGAAACGAAAUACCAACAGUGAAUACAAUUAAAUCACAACAUUACUCUUUGAAUCUUUUUGUUUUCCGAACACAUAAUUAACUGCUCUUUCAUUCGUUUUCAGUUCUAAGCUGGAAAUGUUGUACACACUGCAGUAUUCUCACAGCUAAUUACUGCCUUUUUCCCCAUUGUGCCCGUGUUUCCAUCAUUUUGUACACUUAUUAUUAUUUCUUUUUUUCGCAGAAGCUGAGAUUUUGAUGAAAGCAAAUUGGCUACCUAUUAUGAGAUUAUAAGAUAUCUCCUAAAGAAAAAUAAAACAAUUCUCACGCAUAAUUUAUUAUUUUAUACUCCGUCCAUGUAAUUGCAGUGUACAUUUAGCUGUUAUAGUGGUGUUGAAUGUUGUUGAACAUAUCACCAGUUCAGUCUUUCUCUGAUUUCAGCAUUUUAAAAGGAAUUUUUAAUUUUUUUUUUUUUUUCUUACACUAA
Messenger RNA from Hemibagrus wyckioides, 6713 nucleotides. RefSeq names its product eph-like kinase 1 (gene ek1). Gene Ontology annotation, biological process: protein phosphorylation; cell surface receptor protein tyrosine kinase signaling pathway; axon guidance. The record is from RefSeq and is a predicted model, not a curated record. Gene Ontology annotation, cellular component: neuron projection; plasma membrane. The transcript is spliced from 17 exons. Gene Ontology annotation, molecular function: protein binding; transmembrane-ephrin receptor activity; ATP binding. Lineage: Eukaryota; Metazoa; Chordata; Actinopteri; Siluriformes; Bagridae. Bases 33 to 3011 code for a protein of 992 amino acids.